This is a messenger RNA of Fomitopsis serialis, 1393 nucleotides long. RefSeq lists its product as uncharacterized. Bases 433 to 1266 code for a protein of 277 amino acids. The record is from RefSeq and is a predicted model, not a curated record. The transcript has a single exon. Lineage: Eukaryota; Fungi; Basidiomycota; Agaricomycetes; Polyporales; Fomitopsidaceae.
GACUCGGAUCGCCCUAAUCACCCGUGCCUCCGACUCGAUAUCCUUCACAGUGGCGACGCAUCUCUUCAAUAAAAAUGAGACGGCACACAACGACCUUCCACGCAGCGUACCUCCAUUAGUUGUUUAUGGUAUGUUGCGCCGAUGGUCAACCGGUCCACUGAUUGGCUACAUUCCAGGACGACCGACAAUAAGGCCACCAUGCUUAGGGAUCAGACCCUUCACUGAGUGGUCGGUGUUACCUGUGCGCAUGGGCGUCGAACUCUAUCCAACGUUUACUAGAUAAGUCCGGCUGCACGUAUUGUCUUUACUCCCGUACGCCGUCGUCUUCCACCGUCCACCGAUACUUCUUUCCCAGAGCUCUUCGGAAAAACUCCAACUCGGUGGCCCUACUCAUAAGCGCACUUGACAGCUGUAACCGCCUCAUAUACGCACAUGGUGCCGUCUCCGAGAGCCCGUUCGCCACCUCUGUCUGCGCCGAGCUAUCCAAGAAUCCAAGACCCCGCGCGGACUUCUCAGUGUACGAGCAUGCCUUCGAAGCCAAGUCUGGUACGUCCUGGUGUAUCUCCCAUUGAGUUCUAUCACGACCCGGCCCAUCGCUGCUCACCACAGAGUUGGGCCACAAUCGCAGCAACAGCAGCGUAUCCUUCAAUUUCUCACCGCGGUGAUGACAGCGUCGACCCACCGAGUAGCCUGUAUUCAAGCUCGAGCAUCAGUAAUCCAGCCGAACUCGCCGUAGAGUGUCCUGAUUCCUCGAACGGGCGAACGCCACAUGUUUCACGACUCCUCCACGUACCCGGUGUACUCGCAUGGGUCGUCGGAGGCGCCGCGUUCCUGGGCUUCGUCGGGAUGUCGCUCGGCCAAACCGUCCGCCGUAGAACUCAUACCUGCCUCCCCGAAAGUGAACUGAAUAUCCAAUGCGCGAGGCGGGUAGGAGCUGCAGGUGCAGCGGUGUUGAGCCUGCCUCUCUACGCGACCUACCUAUCCGUCUCUCGUGCGUUAGCGAGGCGGGCGCCACACCCGCUCGUUCGCCGCUGGCCACUGAGCAGUGCAUGCUUACUGCAGGUCUGCAAGACUCUUCUCUUCGUCUCGUAUGGUGCGGCAUCCGGCGCGGCUGGGUGGGCGAUUCUCAGAGCGACAUGGAGUCGUGGGUGCGAUAUGUCGGAUAUCGCUCGUGCGGCGGGGAUUGGUGCGCUAGGCUGGUUCCUACUUUCGCUCGUCUGCGUCGUCUGUGAGAAUGUACCGGUUGGCCUGAGUGUAGCAGAGUAAUAUGAAUGAUACUUGCGGAGUGCACGACUGGGCUUAGAACCAUGAAGACGACGGAUAUACAAGCCAUGACGAAACUACGGACGAUAGGCUUGAUCUUUGGCCAGGAGAAGUUGGCUGGGAUCCACGC